This is a messenger RNA of Myotis lucifugus (little brown bat), 7463 nucleotides long. Its product is annotated as interferon-induced very large GTPase 1. The record is from RefSeq and is a predicted model, not a curated record. NCBI's taxonomy places the organism in Eukaryota, Metazoa, Chordata, Mammalia, Chiroptera, Vespertilionidae. Bases 62 to 7357 code for a protein of 2431 amino acids. Gene Ontology annotation, molecular function: GTP binding. The transcript is spliced from 2 exons.
CUGCCGCUACAUUCACCAGCCGUGAGCCCUGUUUCUGGUUGAGCAUCUGCCCUCUGGUGCCAUGGACCCAUCCAAGUCCCCCUCUGAUGAGCCCCUUCUCAAAGGGAAAAGAAGGCAAGAUCUCCAAGAGAUGCUGAGAGAAGUAGGACUGGAAAUUGAGUACUGGUUGCCAAAGCUGCAGAAACACCUUGGUGUGAGCUGUGCCCAGGCCUUACAACAUGUAGAAGAAAGAGAACUCCAGAAACUCAAAUCCCAGGCAAAACAUUCCUGGGAGAAAAGGGCUCUGGAGAAGCUCCUCAAGCUGUCACACUCACCUAGCUUUUCAGAGUUACAGGAGUCUCAGGGGAAAAUGAUAAAGAAAAAGAAGAAGAAGGAAAAGCAAAUGUGGAAGGAGCGAAGAUAUUUCAAAUCAGAAGAGAGGCAACAACAGCAACAAGAGAAAGCGAGGGGGAAAAAGACAGACCUGAGGUGGGCAAUGGAGCUCCCCAACAAGAAUAGGCGACCCCCCGAAAAAUCCCUGCAAGAAGUCAUGGAAAACAUGGAGGGAAAACUCAACCUCAAUGAGAGGACACUGUCUCACAGGCAAAACCUCCCAGAUAGAAAUCUGGUGAGAUGGGCAUCUGGAGGGCUGGCCCUGCAGGGAAUUUACAAAACCAGCUCCCACAGGAGCCUUCUGGAGAAGAGAGAAGAGCUACUCAGUGUCCCCCAGGAGUUCUUACUCUUUGGCCCUGAGCACAGCACACGAAUGGGAACCUGGGAAUUUACAUCUUCUCAAGCAGAAUCCAUGUUCACCAAGAUGAUAGAGAAGCUGGGGUUCGGUGUAACUGCAUCAGCCAAGGGCGGAGGUUGGGGACUUUGCUUGGAAGCUGUUAUGGACCACAGCAAACAUUCAGAAUCCAAGGAAACCCGACAGUCACAUCCUGAGCACUCCUAUUUCUGCUCUACCAAGUUCAGCUAUGUCCCACUUGCCUCCUGCCACUUUCCCAUGGAUCAGCUCCAGUUCUCCAAGGCUGCUCUCCAGGAACUGAAAUGCAUUGAUGACCUUCUGUGUGAGCCUGCAGAUCCAGACAGACUCCCCUUGCUAAGGGGCAGGACUGAAGCUUUUUUCCACAGGUUUGGCUCUCAUGCUAACCAGGGCCCUCUGCACCUGGGAGGAAUCUACUGGUGGAAAGCCACUUCGGAGGGUUUCUGGAGUGAGGAGCUGGAACAAGUAAAGGAACAGUCAGCAGAGAUCCUAAACAGGUUCAUAAAGGGAAGCUACAGCAGCUUUGGAGUGAAAGUUGCUGCAGGUAUGGAUGAGCCAGACUCUUGUUCAGAAACAGCCGCCCAAAGCACAACCUUCCAAAGUCUCCAAACCAAAGUCCAAUUAUCUGUGGCCCAGACAGGUGGCCCACCAGAAGCAAAUGGCUUUCUCCAGUGGAAAGCUGGCCUAGUUGCCAGUAAUCAAACCUGGAGUGUCAUAGACCGGGGCCUUCAGCUGGUGCCCGUUUGGGACAUCAUCCUCUCCAACCACGGAAGUGAUUUUAAGGAUCCUUUUCAGGUGGCUAGCUUACUGAAGGAUAGCUACACUGCUCUGACUGGUAUCUCUGCCCAGAUCCAGGAUGGAGAAGACUUACUGAGUGUUGAAAAGGAGGCUAGGGUUUUCCUAGAGGAUGUGAAAUCUUGGGAGGUAUCUGAUCCUAAAAGCCAGCUUAAAAAACUGAUAAAUUUCAUGCAAAUGUUGAGUCAAAAAAUAAAAAGUUAUGACGCUUGGGUUAACAUAUGCCUCACAGACUGGGGUCUGCAGAAUUUUCUGGUAAACACUGUUAACUUUUGCAAAAAGUCUUCCAACUAUGUAACUAAGUUUAUUAAAUCUCAGUUGUGCAGCCUUUUGGAUCCUCACAUCUACAGAGUGAGUAACUUCCCUCAGGCUCAUUCCAUCAUGCAGUGGGUCUUCCAGUCAGAGUCAGACCAGGAGCCUAUGAACAUCACCCAUUUAUCUGAACUAAUUAAAAUCUUAAAGGAAACCAAGAAUGACCUCAUGGAAGUGGAGGUGAAAUCUGAGCCUGCCGAAAAAGUGGAGGAAGCUCAGAGAAAGGCCUCUUGUGAGGUCAGUUUGUCUCUUGGCUGCUUCUUGAAUUACCUCCAAGAAACAGAGCAGCCAGACACACACCUCUUGCUACUUUGCAUUGCAGCUGGUGCAGGGUAUCAUGUGGUACACAAUACGUUUCAGUAUCCUCUUGGGUUUCAUGAGUUAGACUUCCUACUGGAUACAAUGCAAACUGCACAAGAUAAAUACCAGGAACUCAAAAAUAUUUGCACCUACAGAGCUCAGGCAUUCCUCGUGCUCACAGGUCUUACAGCUACCAGUGGACUCACAGAUGUUUCCCCGGAGGAGAAAAUACAACGUUUGGUAUUAAUAAGCCAUCACCUGGGUCAGUAUUUAUCAAAGGAAGUUGCACAUGUCCUCUCCAAAUCAGGAGCAGAUCAUGAUUGGAAAAACUUAGAGAAAGACUUGAGAUUGCUCAUUGAUGGUAAUUAUGAAGACACCAUCUCCUCUUUGCAAAUAGAUGAGAUAGGAAAAAACUUGCAAAGGAAGUUCCCUAAAAAGAAACAAUCCGAUGAACCCCAUGAUAAUAGAAAUACCAAAUGGGAAGUCAUAGAAGAUACAGCCUUUCUGAGAUUACUACAGAGUCUAGGAUUAAAACAUUACUACCCAAAAGGGAUGAGCAGAGCUAACUUCCAUCUGAUCAACAAGACUUCUGUAUACAACAGCAAACCCAGAUCUGAAAGGGAGCUUCCCUUAUAUUUUUUUCAGAAGCUACAAGUGCUGGAUUAUGAGCUGAGAUACCUAGUCUUCAAAAAUGAUGAAAACACACAGAAUCAAGUCUAUCCAAGUGCCUCAAAUCAGGAAAAUGAGACUUUUGAUCCAUAUGAAGACAUGCUUGAAGACAGGAAUACUCCCACUAAUCCUUCACCCUCUAAUCCUAAGCCCCAUAUUCACCCUAUGGAUAUUCAGAUGGCAAUUCUUCACUGUGCAGAUAAUUUUGCCAGACAGUAUAUUUUGUCCAAACUUUCCAUGUGCCAGUUUGCACUCCCUCUUCUCAUACCUAAUCCCUGCAGUUCUCAAAUUGAAUUCUCUCUCUGGUCUCUCAGUCAAAUUAGAAGGAGCUGGCAGGAAGCAAGGAAAACACCAAGAGAGGAGAAGAUCAAUUACAAGCAUAAGCAGAUGUGUAGAGUCUCUACCCCCAUUGUGUCCUUUAUAAGAGUUGGAAAUGGCUUCUCUGCUUCCAAAUCACAGAUCAUGAACUGUCUUCUCAGUAAACGUAAACAUGAUGUGUUUUUCCACCGACAUUGCAGAGGGAGCACCAAAGACUGUCUCUUGAUGGGGGGAGUGGUGGAAAUCUGCUGGUUCUGCCCUGGGGGAGAAGAUGAGGACAGAUUUGACAACUGUGUGACCUUCACCAAUCUCCAUGGAGAUGCAAAGGAACAUAAGAAGCAACUCAAUUUCUUGCAGGAGGUCUCUUCUCUCUUUGUUGUCCUUAUGUCAACUUCUGAUGACAAUAAAGAAAACCGAAAAAUUAUUCGUGAUCUGAGUCAGUCACAAAGACCUUUGAUUUGUUUACUUGAUAACAAAGAACAAACUGUAGCCAAUAAUUCUAAUGAAAAAGUGAUAAUAGGAAUCAGGAACCGAAAUGAAGCAGAAUUAACAGAAGAGCUAGUUACUACAAUGAGAUGUUUGCUGGAGCUCUCGGACACUGUUCUCAGCUUAGAGGAAUGUGUAGCAAUUGCUCACAAGCAAGGAUUUCUUAUUGACGAAGACCAGAAAGAUUGCAAGGAAGCCAGAGAAAAGGCAGAGGUCCUAAUAGCUCUACUGAAAGAAAUGAAUAUAUCGCAGAUAAAGGAAAACUUACUACCCCUUCAGGGACACCUAUGGCAUCGUUGGUGUAAAAAGGACAAAGAACUCUAUCAUCUAAGAGAAAAAGGGAAUCGAAGUAUUGAACAACACAAGAGUGAGAUUGAGACAGAAAAACAAAGAAUACGGAGGGAACAGUUGACCAGAGCUUUUCCUCUCAAUGACUUGAUGCAUUCUGUUCUUGAAAUUCUCCAAAAUCAUUCAGAAACUCCACCCACACACUACUUUUUGCAAUGGCUGAGUGUGUUUUUGGACAACCUGACUUCAGGACACUUGGAAAAACUAAAUGAAAAGAAAAACAAUUUGUGGUCACUGAUACAAACAGAAAAGCAAAAGGCACCAAAGAGCCCUGACCUCCAACACUGGCAAAGAGAGAUAGAAGCUAUCUCCACAGAGAUUAAUAACUGUACCUUUGGAAUUGAGCAAAUUCUUAGAGAAGUUGGCCAGAUCUAUGAAGCUCUGGAAGAAGCGUCUCACACAAAACCUAUGCCUUACCUCUCCCUUCCCCAGAUCGCUGCAGAUCUGAUGAUAUCUGGUGUUCCCAUUGAACUGAUGGACGGGGAUGCUUCAUAUGUGCCUCUAAAGUGGGUGGGAGCUGUUUUUGACAAGGUCUCUGAGAAACUUGGAAACAAACGGCUAUUUGUUCUCUCUGUCCUUGGCCUACAGAGCUCAGGGAAGUCCACUCUGCUGAAUGCACUUUUUGGGCUGCAGUUCACGGUCAGUGCUGGGAGGUGUACCCGGGGGGCCUACAUGCAGCUCCUGAAGGUCGAAGAGACUUUCACAGAGGAACUGGGCUUUGACUUUGUGCUUGUUGUGGACACAGAAGGCCUUCGUGCCCCAGAACUCAGCAACAAAUCCAAUAAUCGUGACAAUGAGUUGGCAACCUUUGUCAUUGGACUUGGAAACUUGACUCUGAUCAAUAUUUUUGGGGAAAAUCCAUCAGAAAUGCAAGAUAUCCUACAAAUAGUGGUUCAAGCCUUUAUGAGGAUGAAACAAGUAAAAAUCUCCCCAAGUUGCCUUUUUGUCCAUCAGAAUGUGGGGGAAGUUACAGCUAAAGAUCAAACUAUGGAAGGAAGGAGGCGGUUAGAGCAGAGACUAGAUGAAAUGGCCACAGCUGCAGCUGAGCAAGAACAGUGCUCAGAUGUAACCCACUUUGGUGAUAUCAUUAAAUUUGAUACCAAUACUGAUAUCUUCUACUUUGCUCACCUCUGGGAUGGCAAUCCCCCAAUGGCCCCUCCCAAUCCUCGCUACAGCCACAAUGUUCAGGAUCUAAAAAGCAGAAUUCUUAUGGCUGCCAAACAGGAGUCGAGGGGAAGCAUCAUGAAGAUCUCAGAUGUGAAAUUGCGAGUUCAAGAUCUGUGGAGAGCCCUGCUGAGUGAGAACUUUAUCUUCAGUUUCAGGAACACUCGAGAGGUCAUGGCCAUGAGCAAAUUGGAAACUAUGUAUAACUCCUGGACCUGGAAGCUGAGGAGUUAUGUGCUAGACUUGCAGAACCAGCUCAUUAACCAGAUUAAGAAUGGGAAAAUCCAGAGAGUCACAGCAAGCACUCUUGAGGCUCCAGUUACAGAAAAAUAUAAAGCCAUCCAGCAAGAACUGGAAAAAUAUUUUAAAGAAGAUCCAGAUAGUGAAGUCAUUAUUCAGUGGAAAGCAAGUUUUGAAAAUAAACUAAUAAAUCUUAAAGAGGCACUUAUUUUUGAGAGCAAAAAUAAAGCCGAGGGACAUAUAAGUUAUAAAAAGAAUCAAGAAAUACUGGAUAACAAAAAAUCAGGUUAUGAAAAGGAAUUAUUGGAAAGAAGCCGAGAAUUGGCUUUAACUGUAAAGGACAAAGAAUUGAGUGAGGAAGAGCUGCAUAACAAAUUCAAUCAACUUUGGGGUAAAUGGGUCUGUGAUGUGUCCUCAACUGUCCCUCCCGGCACAGAGCCUAACAUCGAUGUGGAUUCUGAAGACAUCCUUUUGGACUAUUUUAAACAGGAGACAGACAUGGUGAAUAUACUGAAGAAAAAGUCUAGAAAGGAGUUUGAAAUCAAUUAUGAAAAACAUAUCAAAAUGUGCAGAUGGUAUGGUUUAUUACCAAGGUACUUAGAAGUACAUGAUAUAGAGUCCGUAAAGAGGACUACUGGCCACAUUAUUUCAAGAUACACUAAAAAUAUUAAAAGCCUCCAGGGGCAACAAUGUGAUUAUGACCCAAGUUAUUUCCAUGAAAUCCUGAACUUAAUAGAAGAGGAGGUGAAAUCUGCACCCACUAAAGACAGAUAUACAUUUACAAGUAAGUACAAAAUUGACUUAUCUUUGUCUUUAUUCCAAAGAGCAUCUGAGAAUUUUAAGGAGAUGCAUAUGGCAUUCAAAAGAGCAAAUGAUCCUGUAAAUUAUUUGGAAAGCAAAAAAGAUGAUUUCCUCAUGAGUUUUAAGAUCUCUUGUCAAGGAGCAACCACAGUCACAGAAUUUGUUGAUUUUCUAUGGCACAAACUCACUCCUGCUGUCUCCAACACGAUUUGGCAAAAAAUGGCCCCUAAAAUUGCUGGGGACAUGCGAGCUACCUGCCCAGCAUUCAAUGGAAACAGGGCUAACUUGGAGAAACACAUUCUUGUCUCCCUGGCAGAAAAUGAAAAUUUUGAUGAUUACUGGGAGUACAUUCAUAAUCCUGAAUCAUUUUUUAGGAAUUACAUUCAAAGACAUAUUGAAAGAUAUUGUUCAGAACAAAGGAAUAAUAAAAUAAAGACUUUUUUAAAAAUAAGUGUAGAUGACAUCAAGAAUGCCAUCCUCUCAGCUAUUCAUGAAUCCACAGCAAUAGCCAAAGAUAAAAGCAGCACUGCGUCUGGGUGGUUGGAUUUGUUCUGUGAUCACUUGGGGAGUAACUUGAACUUUCCACGAAAAGACUUGGUAAGCAUUGAACACCAGGAGAUUAAAGAUAUUGAGUUUCUCAAAGAAGCCAUGAGUCAAGCUUUGGAUCCCGCAAUGAACACAGUGGAACAGGAGUGUUUGAGUAAGACUGAAGAAGGAAUGGUUUCUGACAUUCAGAAAAUGCUCUCUGAGCAUCUCUGUGGCUGCUGGAAACAGUGUCCCUUCUGUGAAGCAAUUUGUACAAACACAAUCCCUAACCAUGACGGAGACCACAGCGUUCCUUUCCACCGUCCUCAGGGUAUCAAUGGAUGGAGAUGGAUUAACACAGACUACCUUAUCAUAGACUACUGUACUAGUUUGGUAGCAAGUGAUUGUAAUUUUAUUUUGGAUUGUGGUCUUAAAACCCCAUAUAAGACCUAUCGACAGGCAGGAGGGGAAUAUGCCACAUGGAGCAUCACCCCAGACACAUCCACCCAGACAUAUUGGAAAUGGGUUGUCUGUCACUUCAGAAAGGAGCUAGAAGAAAAAUAUCAGAAAAAAUUUACAGGUAGAGGUGAAAUCCCUCAUGCAUGGACCAAUAUCACAAAGCAAAAUGUGCUUGAUGACUUGGAAAAGCAAUAAUACUCAAUGCCCACAAAAGAGUACCAGUAUCUAAACAACAGUCACAGUACCUGAACAAUCCAAAAAUACCUCUUCCUCACAAUGAGAAACUUUAUUUCCAUUUUUC